CGUCACCAGUCAGCCGCCAUCGACGUGAAUGACAGAUCACUGGCUCUUAUGCCUUCUUCUGUUGACAGAUUUGAACUGAUUCGGAUGCUCCUGCUUCUUUAUUACAACCAGUCACAGCGAGCCUGAUGUUGUGCUUGCAGCUCCUUAAUCCCAGUCAGAGGUGUGAAGUUAGCCGUCAGCAUCCCUGUCCCCUUGAUACUAGUUUGCUCUCGCAUAAUGGUUAAUGGUUAGAAUAAACAAAUAAGGUUGUUUGGGAUGGCUGUGGCAGUUGGAAGAGACGUGUGGACCACUGCUGAACUCCCAGUCGGUGCAUGUAUUGAUGCUGUAAAUUUGGCAGUGACUGACUGAAGCUGAGAUCAUCGUAGUCGUAUUUCAGGACGGAGGAUAAAUACACUGGUGCACAGGAGACAGAUUUUAUAAUUAGCAGGGGGAGUGAGCUCAUGUGGAGAUGCAGAGAUAAUUGCAGAAAGAAUUAGGGCUUGUCAAGAAAGCCUGCAAAGUAGACACUACAAUGGACAAGUUGAAAGAUCGCCGCUGCAAAUGGUGUGGCAUAGUAUACAGCUACACAGAGAGCUGGUAUGUAAUGUGCCAUAUAAAAGUGUGUAGAAAGCUUGUUGACACCGGAGAGCCUUCUUGUGCCAUAGAAAAUACAUGUGAUGAGGCUUCACCUUCACCGCAGCCUGAUAUGUCUUUUGAAGAAGUGUAUAAAAGAUUUAUUGAAAGUGAAAGGAUGAAAGACCAGAUGAUUCAUUCUGUGGAAAGUGCGUUCACCUGCACAGAGUGUGGAAAGAAGUUCCUGCGAGCCGCCACUCUGAAGAAGCAUAGACAGACUCACUCCCCAGAAUACCCAUUUGAGUGCUCUAAGUGUGGGAAAAGGUUUAGAGAAAGUGACUCUUUAGAAAUACACAAGACAAGGCACACUCGACAAAAGAAAUUAGAAUGUUCUGAAUGCGGGAAAAAGUUUACUUCACAGACUCCUUUGAAGCGCCACCUGUUGGCUCACUGUGGAAUUAAGCCAUUUAAAUGUAAUGGUUGUGGGAAAAAAUUUAUUUCAAAGAAUUCUCUGAAUUUGCAUCAACAAAGUCAUUUAGAAUCGCUGUUCAAGUGUUCUAUGUGUGAGAAAUGGUUUAAUCAACGUUGUCUGCUGACUAGACACCAGAGGGAUCACUCUCGGGAAAAUCCGUAAGACAAACCAGAGAAAUGUUCGGAUUGUGGAAAUUUAAUUUAAUGAAAGUGGUGGUCUAGGGUCAUACCUUAGCAUUCACACGGGUGAAAAAAAACAAUGCGAGUAUUCUAAAUGCACAGAAGUUGAAUGGAAGUGAUAAGCCAAAGAGACACCAGAUCAUUCACAAAAAUUUGUAGAUGACUGGUCGCAUUUACACAUCAAAUUUGGAUGUAAACAGAAGUAUGACUGCAAAGAGAACUACUAUUAUUAAUACUUAAAUUAUGGAGACCAGUAAAGCUCUUAAUUUGUCUCUGAAUGAAAGAUUAUUUUUUACAGUAAAUUAAAUGGACCUAAAAAAUCACUCCUAGAAUGUUUUUUUUUUU
Molecule: messenger RNA, 1548 nt
Organism: Penaeus vannamei (Pacific white shrimp)
Lineage: Eukaryota; Metazoa; Arthropoda; Malacostraca; Decapoda; Penaeidae
Source: RefSeq, a predicted model, not a curated record